Molecule: messenger RNA, 819 nt
Organism: Cotesia congregata
Lineage: Eukaryota; Metazoa; Arthropoda; Insecta; Hymenoptera; Braconidae
Source: the annotation of a GenBank genome assembly
AUGCAAGGAUGGCGCAAAAAUAGUUGUCCUCGAGUACCAAAGACAAUUCAAGAAUAUGUUCAGUUGUUGAAUUCCCAGCGAUGGAGAUCUCGUUUCUUUUCAAAUGAUAGCAAUUUAGAUGUUAGCAAUAUUAUUGGAACUGAUGGAUCAGUAGCUACGGUAUUUAUAGAUGGAAUUAUGCUGCAAAACUUUACAAAUGUAAAUCUCUAUGUGGAUGCAACGUAUAAAGUAUGCCCAAGACAGCCAAACAAAAAAAUUUAUCAGUUCUUUACUAUAAUGGCAUCUUUCGAUGAUACUGUGCUUCCCGUGGCUUGGAGUUUUAAGUCCCAUAAAAGUAUGCCCUGUUACCAUUCAGUAAUGAAUCGUUUCCAGCAAUUAACACCACACCUUCAAGUUUUGUCAAUAACAACUGAUUUUGAAGUCAGUUUAAGAAAUGUCCUUCGUGAACUCUAUCCGAAUGCCGUUUUAAAGGGUUGUUAUUUUCAUCAUGUCCAGGCGUUAAUGAAAAAAGCUGAAAAGAUUAAAUUGCUGGAUGUAUUAAACGAUUGGGACGAUGGACAAGAUUUUUUUCGAAAAUUAAUCACUUUAGCAUUUGCGUUUCAUGCAGCUUUCCAUCAAUUUCUUCUUUACUAUGAAUCAUAUUGGUUGAAGGUAAUAAAACCAGAAAACUUUUCUGUAUUUGGGUGUAGAGACAAAACGAAUAAUUACGUUGAAGCAAAUAACCGUCGAUUAAAUAUGAAAUUUGGUGUGCAUCUAAGCAUUUGGAAUUCUACAGAAAAACCGAUGGCCCUGUAUCAAAAAAGUAAAACUGAGCUAUAA